AUGGUCACUUGUGAGACAACAACGUUCGCUCAUCAUCAUCGUCAAUCAAUCACAUCCAACCAAAACUCCAUCCACACAGCCAACUGACCAAAGACGUGAUGAUGAUGACCAAAUGUUUGGAUGUAUUUCGUCCAUCUUCAGCCAUGAUGGUCCUUUUUUCUAAUUCCGUUUUGUUUCAGAAGAAUUUUUUCCUUUUAUCAGUUCUACUGCUGCUGACUGCGCAUGUGAGUUGCGAAUCUUUAUCAUCGAACGUCGUUGCUCAAAAUGGUUCGAAUUCGGCCAGAAAUCAAGUGGCCAGAUCUGACCCAUCAUCGGUGGUCGAUUCAUCCUCACCGCAAUCGUCAUCCUCAUCGUCGUACUAUACGAAUGACCUAUCAUCAUUUUUAUCAUCAUUGCCCACAUCAUCCAAUACAAAACCAUCGGCAUCAUCUGCUACCAAUAUGAUGGUACCUUAUCAGGCAUUGAUUCAGGCAGCAUUAGCGGCCCAAAGUGGCUCAUCAGCACCAUCAGCCGCGGCAUCCGCAUCAUCGCCCCUAUCGUCCAGUCAACAACAAUCGGCCAAUGCACUGCUCUCUUCAUUGCUGUCAUCGUCCAACCAACCUUCAUCAUCAUCAUGGAUGACGUUGCCAACAAGUUGGUCAUCAAUGAUUAUGACUAACCCAUCAUCACUCAUGUCCAUGUUGCGGCCAAUAUCAUCGCAAACGCCGAUUGGUGGUCGUCGUUCAUCGUUGACAAGUCGUCUACGUAGCAUAAUGAAUGCUAUAUUCUAUAGAAAUGAAAACAAUAACAAUUCCCCCAUGAUGACAUCAGGCUCAUCCUAUUCAUAUUCAUACCGACCAGCACCUUAUGGUUUUGCUGGCUCCAAUUCUGUUGGUCCUGGUCCGAGUGAAAUGCAUGAAUUUAGUUCCAUCUAUGGCAAUGGUAACAAUCCAACCAGUUAUCUAUAUGGUACUGGACCCAAAUCUACCAACAUGAUGUAUGGCUCGGCAUCCAACUAUCGUCCAUCGUUUGUAGCAAUGCCAUCGUCAUCCUCAUUCAUGUCUGCUGGUGCCAAUCCCUGGUCAUCGCCAAUCGAACGUCCAUCCGCCGGGCCGGGUUCUGGUUCGAUGUACGGUCGAAACUAUGGAUAUGGUUCGACCACUUAUCACCAUCACCACCCCUCUCAUCACCAUCCUCACCCGAAUGCCCACCAUCAUCAAGCACACAAUCCGCAUAUGGCCUCUUCGCAUUAUCCACAGCAAAUGGAUCAAGUACCGUAUCGACCAACACACGGCCAUCAUCAACAGCCACAACAUCAACAAUCCCAACAAUAUGGACCAUCCAUGUCUGAAUCGAUACCAUCGAUAGCCAGCACCUACACUAUUGGCGGUUCGAACAGUGGUGCUAAUCAAUGGUCGUCACCAUUGCAACAAUCAAACGAACAACGGCCAUUGCAUUCGGGUCAAGUUCCUGUCAACAACCUGGAUCGUCCAUUUGUCGGUCCUAACAAUGCUAUUUGGUCGCAGGGAGGCAGUCAGCAAUCCAACCAAAAUAAUAAUGUUCCAUCUCAACAGCCCAACGGUGCCUACUCAUCGUGGAUGUCCAAUGUUCAUGAUGACACUGAUGGCCGUGAUGGUUACAAUGAUGGUGGAUCACGUGAUGAAGGUGCCAGUUACUACCAAUCGAAUGUUUUCCAAUCCCGAAUCUCAUCUCCGCUCAAAAUGGUGCCAUCAUCAUCAUCAUCCUCAUCCUUGUCCUCAUCGUCUUUGUCGUCGGCAGCAGCAGCAGCAUUACCAUCGCCUACUUAUGUUGGACCGAAAUUCGGCAACUAGAAGCGUCCACACACCAGCAUAUCAACCCGAUCAAAUAGCGAUAGCCAAUUUUUGUUUGCAUCAUUAGACUAUAAUCCUUUCGUCUGCGUCACAUUAUUUAUUUAAUCUCGCCUAACCCAUGUCUCUAUUUAUUCAUUUUUUCCAAAUCGAUUUUUUUCUCAGCGAUUCUCUAUCAUCGAUCCAAAUCAUCCAUUUAUUGUAACGUUAUUUAUGAACAACACAUACAUACAUCUCUCUCUGUUUUUUCAUCAUCUUCCUUCGAAUCGGAUUUUUCAACCGCGCUCUCUCUCUCUCUCUCUCUC
Messenger RNA from Dermatophagoides pteronyssinus (European house dust mite), 2113 nucleotides. RefSeq lists its product as uncharacterized. NCBI's taxonomy places the organism in Eukaryota, Metazoa, Arthropoda, Arachnida, Sarcoptiformes, Pyroglyphidae. The record is from RefSeq and is a predicted model, not a curated record.